This is a messenger RNA of Pomacea canaliculata, 5294 nucleotides long. RefSeq lists its product as uncharacterized. Lineage: Eukaryota; Metazoa; Mollusca; Gastropoda; Architaenioglossa; Ampullariidae. The transcript has 3 exons. The coding region runs from base 2385 to 3326 and encodes 313 amino acids. The record is from RefSeq and is a predicted model, not a curated record.
UAUGUUAGUGAGAUAACAGGUUUUUAGCCUCUUAUUUUACAAAUAAUUGUUUUAAAAUUGAAUUUGCCUAGUUUGCUUGUUUCUUAUGAAUUUCAGACUGCUUUAAUUCUUGAUAAAGUAACCAAAUUGUUGAAUAAGGAUGGUGGUAAAGUUCAGGGGUUUUUUUUUGUUGUUGUUUGUGAGGCAGCUGGUUGUGUGGAGUAUUGUGGUAGUGUGAUUUGUUUGUAGUGUUACUAACAUAAACGUAUACUACAUAUUUUGUAAUAUACAUACAUUACUUACUUGUACUGUUGUACAUGAAAAAAACAGAAGAACUUUAUGGUUAAGUCUUGAGUAGAUAUUUCUAGUCCAGCCAACCAGUCAUUUGCACCUGGAGAUUGCAAACUAGGAUACAUUGUCAUUUAGUAUUAGUUUAUUUGAGUCUUGGAGAGAAGUUUUUUUCCACUCCAAUGGCAUUCAGUCUGACAAUUUUAAAAAACCCAGGAUGUUUGGUUGUGUCCUUUAAUUGUUUAUUGCCAUCUUUGAAAAAGAUUACCCAUCUUGAUUAAAGAGAGUAUCUCAAGGUCAUUGCUCAGAAAUUCUGAAUGGUAGUACAGUCUAUACUCUAUAGCAAUCUUGUAAUCAAUGCAAGCACCAACUGGCAGCCAACGAAGCUCACAAAGAAGGGGCGGAGCAUGGUCUGCAUUUUGCCUUCAGUAGAUAUAAUUAUCUCGAGCCAUUUGAAAUUGAUCUAGUAGGCAGAUCAGGGAUUAUUUAUAUUUUAUAGAGUAGAAAUGUUGCCACAAAACCACACAAGAAAUAAUGAUCGAGUGCUUUUUCCAUACAGGUUGCACUCUGCGCUUACCAGCGAUAAGAAAUUAAUGUCAUUACAAAUACUUGCUAUCAAUAACAUGCUAUGUGUAAAACACAUUCACCUACUGAGCCACAGGAUAAAGAAUACGCAGGUAAUGAAAGUUAAGUUAGACAUUUAAAAAAAAACAUGACUAAAAAUGUAUUUGUGCUGAUGCAUAAUGGUAAAAAUGACCACGAAAGAUCAAGUAUAAUAUACUUUAUAAACAGAAGUUUUCAAUGACCGAUUGAUUACUGCCUUAGAAUCAGAAUAGUGAAUGUGAUAGGGAAGAAGAGGUCCACUGCCUAGAAGCACAACAUUAGAACAUUUAAUCUUCAUUGCAUUAUUAUUAUUUAAAGCUGGGCUCCCAAUGUGCCCCUGUCACCAAUACAGUGAAGCCUGGCUGCCCUGAGUAUAUUUCUCGUCUCGGGCACGCUGUUCUUUCUAUGCACGUGGCAUCUGUUUACAUGGCUGGCUGCCUUGCCGUAAUAUAGCCUCAGUUGCUGGCACGGCGUAAAACACCAUGCAAUCACCUCCCAAUGUGCCCUUUAAUGUCGACAUGAUCUUGGCAAAGUACGUUAUGAGGACCCCCUCCCUACAUUUCAGAGACUGCGUCCGUCUCAUCUUACAUCCUUUACCGUGCCAACAGAUUUUUGUACCCAUUUGCACAGAACCAUUUUGUGGGGUGGGAAACACGCCAAGCACCGAAAUUGAAUAGGUCAGAGGAGGGGACGUUUAGGUGUGUCGAUUUGUGCGGUAUGAGAGACGCAUGGCUAGGACAAACCGUGGAUCAAAAUGUUGCUUUUGUGAUAAGAAGAAAGCAUUAUUUUCUUUUUAAAAUUGGUUUGGUUGAUUUACUACUUUGUUUCCUUUUGAUUAUUCUUCGUUCGUCAGCUGAUAUUCAAGGGGCAAUUAGAAAUAACCCAAUGUUAACGCCAGUAAAAAUGAGAUUUAUACAUAGCGCAAUGCGCUUUACAAAUAUACUCUAGGACAGAGAAGACCUUUACUGUCCAAAGGUCUUUAUUGUGAAAUAACAGACAUAUUUUCCUAUGACGAUCGACUUGAAAUCUGUAGAAAUGUACGGAAAGUGUUGAACACCGGCCCUUCCAUCACUUUUACGACAGACCGCUAUAUUAUGCAACGCUCAACGGGGGACGACGCGGAAACCAGUUUUCUUGUGACGUUAGAUGUUCGCGCGUUGGUAGCAAGCACAGUCGUGGGGCUCAUGACUUAUACAAGUUUGGUCAAUGCUACCGUAAUCGCCUACUCGGCCUCUUACAGACCCUCAGAUGGGGGACACGCUCUUCUCACGUAAAAGCUGCGUGACCAGUCCAUCUCAGCCAAUCAUUCUUUUUCGCUGUAGGAGUUGACCUAUUGCCUUUUUUGGUGGCCAAUCCGCGGAUCGGGAGGGGGAUUAUUGUUAGUAAACAAAAGUUCACCCCCACAGGCAAGGUUGCAUCACCAACGUUUCUUUGUGAGUGAAUAAGAGCGUCUUCUGAUAGAGAAGAAAUUCUGGGGCUGAUAGAGGUGGACGAGGCACCCGAAAAAUUUCUCGAUGGGAGUCUCGGUUGUAUCCAGCAGCAUGAGCAUUGUUUUAAGUAAACUCAAUACAACUUUAAAGCAAGAGGUCAGAAUGUCAAAAGAACUUCCCAGUACUCAUGGAACCACAGGGACCUUUGGAAUACCAAUCGACAGAUCAUGGUAUCGAUACGAGCAGGACUUUAAUACAGUUCUGUCUCCUCCUCCAUUAGUUCCACCACCAUAUUUUCAGUUACCACCAGAAACUGUAGGAAAACUAAAGAAGAGUUACUCUCAGCCAUCAAUGAAUGUUGGAGCCAUUACUUUGACUUCACAUCUGCAAAAACAGAAAGGAAGGGAGGUCACCUCGACAGUGACUUCUUCUCAGCGACAGGAGUUAAUGGUGACAUCAGCUUUAAUGCCAAAUCAUCCCACACAGAAGUUGUGCAACUCUACAUUUACUGAUGCUUUGCAGGAAACUAACAGUUCAGCUCAGCGCUAUGAGACUGGACCUGUUUACAGCAGCAGCAAGAUCUUGUCAUCCUUUCAGAAGAACUUAAGAGUUUAUGGCCAUGAGCUUAAACCACGGGAGAUGAACUCACUGAGUGCUCCACCCAGCCCCAAACUUUCAAAGCGAUUGGAUAAUGCUCUGGCAGAAACUGACUGCAUGGCAGUUCAAGAAAAAGAGCAGAGACUGUCGAAAGUAACAGAAUGUGUAGACUGUUCCCCACAGAAUGCUGAAACCAGUGUAAGUCUGCAGCUAGAUAAACAUGGGAAAUGGGCUUCAGAAAAGUCACAAAGACUGGAAGACUGUCCAGAUUUUAUAAAGACAGAGUUUUCAAAUUCAUCUCAAGCAGGAAGUUUGAGAAAGGACAUAAAACCUUUGUCAAGCCAGCUGAUGGACUGGUUAAGCAGUCCAAAGAGUGAUGUGAAAAUAAAUAAAAAAGAAUUAAAUGCCCUGACUCCAACAUCUUUUUAACAUAAAUUUUCAUCACAGCUUAAAAGGAGCAUCAUAAAAGAUGCAUUUUCUUAUUAGACAUGAUCAGGAUACUUUUAAACUUAAGUAUUUUCUUUACGUUGAGUUAAUAAAGUUUUUUUGGGGAGAAUAGCUUUAAAUGUUUCAUUAUACAAAGUGGUGAGCAGUGCUUGACUUUUUGUUAAAUGAUUUGCCUGAGAACUAUUUAUAUGGGCCAGAAUGAAGUCUGUUUUGUAUGUAGUUCAAGCAUUUUUUAUUUCAUGCAUUGUGCAGUGUUGAGGAAGUAUAUCUCAAUUUUUUUUAGUAGUUUUAUUUCUUUAAGAUAUUGAUUUUUUUUUCUUGCAACUAAAUAUCGAUGAUGUUAGCUCAGGUUAUCCCUACCUUACUUACAAUGUUUUAGUAUAGAAAAGCUCACAUUUAGCGGUGGUGGGACAAGCAGUGUUGUGAAUCUAGAGCAGUCCUGAGUGAAUUACUGCCUUAGAACCAGAAUAGUGAAUUUGAUAGGGAAGAACGGUCCACUGCCUAGAAGCACAACAUUAGAACAUUUAAUCUUCAUUGCAUUAUUAUUAUUAUUAAAGCUGGGCUUCCAGUGUGCCCCUGUCACCAAUACAGUGAAGGCUGUAUUUCCCCAGAAAUUUAUUGACAUAUGCACACGUAGUACUUUUAAAGCAAACAUUUUCUAAGGAAAGCUUGUUGAGCCAGACAGAAGUAAUGAAGAUAGGGUAGCCAGCAUUGCAAGUGAUUCUCACUCCCUUUCUCAGAUAGAAUCAUUCUUCCCACCAUAAGGUAUAAGUUUGGCCUUUAAAACACAAGUUUAUCAAAUUGAAAAUUGUUGUGAUCUUUUAAGUUAUGAAGUCCAUUGAUAGUGCAGUUAGAAAUUGGUAGGACUGGCCUUGUCAUAUGCAGAGCAUAUAAUAUGAAAUAAUAAAAAAAAAAGAAUGCCUUGAAACAUUACAAUAUAAGGUAGCUGGCACAGACUAAGAAUGAAGGGCCAGUACUUGUAACUUUUCAUUUGCAAAAAACACAUUAUGGAGCAAGUAUAUUCCUUGUAAAAUUUAUCACCCUUCCCACUUUUUUCUGAUUUUGACAACAGCCUAUUACAUAUAGUCCAGAAAUAGUGUGGCGAGAAUAGUUCUCGGAAAGAUGCUUUAAAGUUGUCAAAGAAUGGGUCUAAUUUUCUUUUUUGUGCGUUUUUGUUUAGGAAUGUCCUGUUUAGAUGCACAUUAAGCUAACGAUACUUGUGUUGAUAGUCUUUCCGAACUCCACCGUAGCUCGUGUCACGACCAAUACUAGUUGAAUGUGUCCUUUUGCAGUCUGUGAGGGUCAUGUACAGUGCUGGUGGGCAGCCAAGCAUCCAUUUAGUACCUGCUUACAUGUGUGUUUUGGUUGACUCUGCAAUGUGUGGGUCAUGUCUAGUCACCGUGGGCUGUGUCUAUGUCUGUGAUAGAAAGGGAAUGUGGAAGAGAGAGCAAGUGAGAAAGAGGAGUAGUAUGUGCAUAUGUAUAGGAUAGGCCUGAUUAUUUUCUUUUAUCAUUCCAAGUGCAAUGCCACGGCCACUAAACUAAUUCUAAUUAUGUAUAUGCAAGCAGCUCCUUGUAAACACAUAGCAAUUUUUUGCACGAGCUUUGCAGUGAUUGUCCAUUUGUGACCGACUUAGGUGAAGACUUGAUGUACCUCUUCGAAUGUAGAAAAAUAUAUGUCCUUUAUUGUGAAACCAUAUAUUUUGUGUGUAUGUGUGCGCACUUGUGCCUGGUUUUAAAUACUCAAAAUGCCAUUAGUUAUGCCUCAAGUAUGUUUGCAUCAGCAUUGUUUUUAGUUUUGGAUCAAUUGUAAAUGAUUAGGCAGCUGUGUGUGCAUGCACAGUUGCCUAUGCAUGUUGUUUCUUGCUUCUGUUACUUUAUAUUAGAGCGAACCUAUGAACUGCUUGUAGCAUUAAUUAGAGAAUAACAAUAAACGUAUUUUCCACAGUUA